Messenger RNA from Drosophila busckii, 4312 nucleotides. It is a transcript of the gene TppII, whose product is annotated as tripeptidyl-peptidase 2. Gene Ontology annotation, biological process: proteolysis. The record is from RefSeq and is a predicted model, not a curated record. Gene Ontology annotation, cellular component: cytosol. The coding region runs from base 200 to 4273 and encodes 1357 amino acids. The transcript is spliced from 11 exons. Lineage: Eukaryota; Metazoa; Arthropoda; Insecta; Diptera; Drosophilidae. Gene Ontology annotation, molecular function: tripeptidyl-peptidase activity; serine-type endopeptidase activity.
GUAAAGAACAAAAGAUUACCGCAAAUCAUUCUAUUAAAAAGGUGCAAUAAAGUCAGACGCCAGGACAUACGCCACUUAUAAAGAAAUUCAGAACAAGGAUAUAAUCUUGGGUGUGCGCAGCAAUAGACAAGAGAAGCAAGAACAACAAAAGUCAACGGAAAGACAGAAUAACAACUUUGGCAAUAAGACUGUUGAAAUUAUGGCAAGCGAUUUGAGCGGCAUUGUCGAGUCAUCGUUUCCCACGGGAGCCCUGGUACCAAAAGCGGAGACUGGUGUGCUGAAUUUCUUGCAAAAGUAUCCCAACUACGAUGGCCGGGAUGUGACUAUAGCUAUUUUUGAUUCCGGCGUAGAUCCACGCGCUACGGGACUUGAGACGCUUUGCGAUGGCAAAACGCUUAAAGUUAUUGAGCGUUUUGACUGCUCCGGCUGCGGUGAUGUGAGUAUGUCAAAGGUGAAGCCUGAUGAGAAUGGUAGCUUCAAGGGUUUGUCCGGACGCACGCUUAAGCUUAGCGCUGAGCUGUUGGCGCUUAACACAGACAAGGAGCGCGUUGUGCGUGUGGGUUUGAAGAGCUUCAAUGAUUUGGUGCCCUCCAAGGUGCGCGAUAAUAUUGUGGCACAGGCCAAGUUCAAAGGCUGGGACAAGCCACACAAGACAGCAACGGCAAACGCCAGUCGUAAAAUUGUAGAAUUUGAAGCGCAGAAUCCUGGUGAGGGAUCUAAAUUGCCCUGGGAUAAGAAGAUCAUCAAGGAGAAUCUGGAUUACGAGCUGGAAAUGCUCAACAGCUAUGAGAAACUAUACAAUGACAUAAAGACGUCCUACGACUGCGUCCUGUUUCCCACUGCCGAGGGGUGGCUAGCACUUAUAGACACCGCAGAGCAGGGUGAUCUUGAUAAAGCGCUGCGCAUUGGCGAGUACUCAAAGACGCAUGAGACAAAGAAUGUGGAUGAUUUUCUGUCUAUUUCCAUCAAUGUGCAUGAUGAGGGCAAUGUGCUCGAAAUUGUGGGCAUGUGCUCUCCUCAUGGCACGCAUGUGGCUUCUAUCGCCAGCGGCAAUCACAGCUCAAGAGAUAUUGACGGCGUUGCACCCAAUGCUAAGAUUGUCUCUAUUACAAUUGGCGAUGGACGUCUGGGGUCUAUGGAGACGGGCACUGCGCUGGUGCGCGGCAUGAUGAAGGUUAUGGAGCUCUGCCGCGAGGGGCGUCAAAUUGAUGUCAUUAACAUGAGCUACGGCGAGCAUGCCAAUUGGUCUAAUUCCGGUCGUAUUGGCGAGCUGAUGAAUGAAAUUGUCAACAAAUACGGUGUAGUCUGGAUUGCCUCAGCCGGCAAUCAUGGACCUGCGCUAAGCACUGUGGGCACACCGCCAGACAUCAGCCAGCCCAGCUUGAUAGGUGUGGGCGCGUAUGUCUCGCCACAAAUGAUGGAGGCGGAGUAUGCCAUGCGUGAGAAGCUGCCCGGCAAUGUAUAUACCUGGACCUCCAGAGAUCCCUGCAUAGACGGCGGUCAGGGAGUAACAGUAUGUGCGCCAGGUGGCGCCAUCACUUCUGUGCCACAGUUUACCAUGAGCAAGUCGCAGCUAAUGAAUGGCACCAGUAUGGCGGCACCACAUGUAGCAGGAGCAGUGGCUCUACUCAUUUCCGGGCUCAAACAACAAGGUAUUGCGUAUUCACCGUAUAGUAUUAAACGCGCUAUUAGCGUUACUGCCACCAAGCUGGGCUAUGUGGAUCCCUUUGCUCAAGGACAUGGACUGCUGAAUGUUGAAAAGGCAUUUGACCAUCUGCUGGAGCAUCGCCAGGCCACGGAUAAUAUGCUGAGGUACUCGGUGCGCGUGGGCGCCAACCAAGCCAAGGGUAUUCAUCUUCGCGAAGGCGUGCAGCAAAAGUUUGUGGACUACAAUGUGCAUAUCGAGCCUGUCUACUUUAAUGACAAGGAAGCCGAACCCAAGGAUAAAUGCAACUUUAAUGUGCGUUUAAAUCUAGUUCCCUCCCAACCGUGGGUGCAAUGCGGCGCCUUUUUGGAUCUUUGCUACGGCACACGCUCCAUUGUGGUGCGCAUAGAUCCCACAAGCCUGCAGCCAGGCGUACAUAGUGCGGUCGUACGUGCCUAUGAUACGUCGAAUGUGCAAAAGGGAGUGCUCUUUGAGAUACCCGUGACUGUAGUGCAGCCGCAUGUGCUGGACAAUGUGCAAGUGACGCCAGUCUUUGAGCCGGCUUCAAUGCGGCCCGACAAGAGCGUAGAGUUCCAACCCAAUACCAUACAAAGGGACUUUAUACUGGUGCCGCAUAAGGCUACAUGGGCUGUGCUGCGCAUGCGCCUUACCGAUCCAAACCGCGGCAAUGACAUUGGCAAGUUCUUCCUGCAUACCAAUCAGCUGCUGCCCAAGCAAUCUUGCCGUAAACUGGAAACCAUGAAGAUAAUUGGCGUCAACUCGGAGUUCGAGGCUAUAACCACAUUUCGCGUAAAGGCCAAUAAUAUAUUGGAGCUGUGCAUUGCCAAGUACUGGUCGAAUCAUGGCCAGAGCCACUUACAGUAUAGCCUGGUGUUCCAUGGCGUGGAAGCUGUUAAUCCCAAUGCCUAUGUCAUGCACGCUGGACGUGGCAUACACAAGCUGGAAAUUGAUGCGCUUGUCUCCGAGGAGAUUCAACCAUUGCUGCAGCUUAAGAACGCCGCAGUAGUGCUCAAGCCCACAGAGGCCAAGAUAUCGCCAUUGAGCGCUACACGCGAUGUCAUACCAGAUGGACGUCAGAUCUAUCAGAGUGUGCUGGUGUAUAAUCUGAAUAUCGCGAAAGCAGCAGAAGUAGCGCUCUAUGCUCCGCUAUUCAAUGAUAUUCUGUAUGAGGCAGAGUUUGAAUCCCAAAUGUGGAUGUUGUUCGAUGUAAACAAAGCACUUUUGGCCACCGGCGAUGCGCACUCGCAUACGUUCUUUACCAAGCUGGAAAAAGGCGAGUAUACGGUGCGACUGCAGGUGCGACACGAGAAGCGCGAGCUGCUUGAGAAGAUUGCCGAGGCCAAUAUGGUUGCUUCCUAUAAGCUGGCCAAUUUGAUCUCGCUGGAUAUGCAUGACAGCUAUAAUCAGUGCAUUGUGAGUGGGCGCAAGUUCACCACGUCCACGGUGCGUGGGGCCACCAAGCUGCUCUACAUAGCGCCUUUAACACAGGAGCGUCUGAACAAGGCCAAUCUUCCAGCGCACUGCGCAUGGUUAAGCGGUAAUCUGGUAUUCCCCAAGGACGAGGCUGGCCGACGUGUGGCACUGCAUCAGUUCACUUACGUGCUUAAUCCUGCCGAAAAGAAACCGCCCUCAAAUGGCGCAGCUAAUGGUGCCAGCUCCAGCAAUGCUAGCCCUGUAGCCGCUGCUGCCGUUAGCGCUAAUGGAGCCAAGCCCAAGGCCACAGGCACACCAGAACCCGCAAGCACAGCCAGCAGCACAGCUGGCGGCGACGGCAACACAGUCCAAGCAGAUGCGCCCGCUAAUGGCACCAACGUAGCGCCAAGCUCGCCGCAAAAGGGCAAAGCCAGCGCGGAUGACUAUGCCGAAAGCUUGCGUGACUUCCAAUGCACUAACAUUGCCAAGUGUGAACUGGAGCAGGCUGAGAAGAUCUAUAACGAUGUAAUAGCCGCACAUCCCAAGCAUUUCCCAGCUCAUUUGCAGCUCAUACAGAAUAUUGAGUCCACAGAGCUAAAGGCACAGCUUCCAUUCGCCUUUGUUGCUGCACAGCAAAAGAAAUCCGGCGAGAGCGAUGCUGACAAGCAGAAGGAGGAGCUGCAGAAGCAGCGCAAUGCCUUGAGCCGCGUUAUGAAACUCGCAGAUAAUAUCAUCUGUGAGGUUGAUAAGGAUGCGCUGCUGAGUUUCUAUGGGCUCAAGAACGAUACGCGCUCAGAUGCAGCCAAGAUCAAGACUAACAUGGAUAAGCAGAAGAAUAAUCUCAUUGAAGCGUUGAGCAAAAAGGGCAUUGCCAUGGUCAAGAUGUGUGUGCUGGAAAACACUGUUGACAAUGCCGAUAAUUUAUCUGGGCUCAACGAUGUUUACACGGAGGUUAUCAAGUUUGUGGAUGCCAUGGAUUCGAAAGUAAUUCAGCUUUCCAUUUGGCACGCCUAUGCGCACAAACAUUACGGCCGUAUGUAUAAAUACGUAACAAAGCUGAUUGAGGAAAAACGCACACGAGAGCAUUUUGAAGAAAUGGCUGCUAUUAACUGCGCCAUGGGUUAUGAUCAUACCAAGACUGUUAUUGAUCGCAUGACCGUUACAGCUUUUCCAUCUAGCUUCCGUUUAUUCUAAUCUUUUAUUUACACUAUUAAACACAGCUAGCAAAUGGAA